Microbotryum saponariae is the source of this 1927-nucleotide messenger RNA. The record is from the annotation of a GenBank genome assembly. NCBI's taxonomy places the organism in Eukaryota, Fungi, Basidiomycota, Microbotryomycetes, Microbotryales, Microbotryaceae.
AUGUCGUACGAAGGCCAAUCGCACCACCCUCACAAACCCGGGAACCCCCCGAACGCGCACUUGAUCGGCGUCGCACCCUCACUCGGCGAUCGUGGUGACGCUGGGCACAGCUACGUCCCACAGGGGCUGCAACUCGUACAGGCGCAUUGGUUCGUACGACACGGCGAACGGUCGCGUGAGUGAACCCAUCGAUAACUGAGUUGUUGGACGUCUGUCUGGCGCUGACCGCACCUCUUACGACCUCAACACUCGCUCCAAUCACAUCUUUGUCCAACACAGCCGUCCGACAACGCCUAACAGGCUUCGGUGACAUCCCCGCCAUCUUCCCCCUAUGCGCGAUCGGCCGGUCCUUUUCCACCGCCGUGCUGUCCCUCACCAACUCCGACCCGACCGCCUCAAGCUUAAGUGCGACCCCUGAACUCGACACCGGCUCCAAUCCCACCUCUUCCCGACAACCCGGGACCCAUCCCGAUUCUCUGCCCUGGAAAUCCCACACAGGUCAAGUCUUGAGCAAACGCCUCCUCGGAAUCCGUCGCCACGCCGAAGAGAUGGGGUCUCGAAACGUCGCGAACGGAGGUAGCCCCGCCGACUGUUACUGGGGAGAAUUGACCGACCUCGGACGCGAAUCGACGCUGAAGCUCGGUGCUCGUCUACGCGCUCUCUACGUCGAUCGACUGGGCUUCCUCCCCGAGACCCUUCCGGAUCUGCCCGUGGAAGAGUCACCGGUGUAUUUCAGGAGUACGGGGAUGCCGAGGACGAUCGAGUCCUUGCAUCAGAUCGUCGAGGGGUUGUUCCCAACCGGGUACAGAGCAGGACUCGUCGAUUACACGGUCCGGAACCCGAAUGAUGAGAGGUCCGUCUCGGCGCAUCGACUGUAGCCCGUCACCACCGCAGAGGGCUGAUGUACGUGAUGUUGUUCGCCGCAGUCUUUAUCCGAAUUCGUUGUGUGCUCGCAUGCGUCAGCUGGACCAGAUCUCGAUCGCCAUGGCAGCGAAAAAGUACAAUCCGACACUAGAACCGCUAGACGCUACCCUGGUCAAGUAUACCGAGACGUAUGUUCCCCCUUCUGACCUUGCGUCUGCCCCUCCCUCGGCUGACCCUACAUCUCCGCCAACAGUCCCCUCCGAAUCGAUUCCUCCCCUCGAGCAAACGGCAUUCUCGACACCCUCUACGUCUGUCUCGCCCACUCCAUACGCACCCCCUCGGACCUCUCAGAUCCAAAACUGCUCCAGACGCUCGAAUCCGCCGUCGUGCACGAAUGGUUCGAUUCCUACUCGACGCUCGAAUUUACCAAACUCUCAAUGGGUCGACUCCUAGGCGACCUCAAAGCUUCGCUCGUGUCCAAGAUCGCCGAUCCGGAGGAGAAGAAGAACAAGUUGCGACUGGGGGUGUACUCAUGUCAUGAUACCUCUUUGGGAGGGAUCUUGAACGCUCUACAAGUGUUCGAUGGCCGAUGGCCACCUUUUACGAGUCAUAUCUCCGUCGGUGAGUUCGGGACCAGGAACCGAUUGAAGCGUAUAUGCGCAGUAAUCUGACCACCAACCAAUUUUCCUGCUUUAUCGGACUUCUCACAGAACUAUUCCGCGACAGCGACGCCACUCCCACCUCCUCACCUUCGACCUCGACCUCGACCUCAAAACCCUCUCUCACCUCCUUCCUCACCUCCUACCUCCCCUCUUUACUCCUCCCCAACCCCGCAACCCCCUCAACCUCAAAGCAGCACUACGUCCGCCUCGCCUUCAACGGCCGACCGCUCCACUUACCCGCCUGUUCGUCCCCCUCUUCGCACCUCCCCGGAUCAGAAGGGACGAUCUGUACGUUCGAGGCGUUUUCUCAAGCCGUCGAGCGGGUCGAAUUGACGGGCAAGGAAUGGGAGGAAGGGUGUAAAGUGAAGGAGACGGUCAAGAUUGUUGAUAAAGUUGGUUAA